This is a messenger RNA of Copidosoma floridanum, 954 nucleotides long. RefSeq names its product titin-like. NCBI's taxonomy places the organism in Eukaryota, Metazoa, Arthropoda, Insecta, Hymenoptera, Encyrtidae. The record is from RefSeq and is a predicted model, not a curated record.
AUGUUAAAAAAAUCCCUAAUAAAAGUACCCCAAUCUGAGCUGACUUCGAGUUUCAAUUUGACGGCGUUGCUCCUGCUGAGCCUGUUGGCUUUAGGCUUUGGCGAGGAGGUGCAGCCAGAAACGGUCAAGGAGGACAAAAAAGCUUCCGUCGCCGAAGAGGAGCCAAAGAACGAGGCGACCUCGACAGCCGAAAAGAAACAAGACAAACGCGGCCUGUUCGGUUACGAGGGUGACUUUGGCCACGAGAGCUUCGGGGGACACGACUUCGGGGGCCACGAGAGCUUCAGUGGACACGAUUUUGGGCACUACGAGCACGAGCACCACGAGCACGCCAAAAUCAAGGAGAUCAAGAUCGAGAAGGAAGUGAAAGUACCGUACAUUGUUGAGAAAAAAGUACCCGUGCCGGUGGAGAAGAUCGAGCAUUACCCGGUUAAAGUGCAUGUGCCCCAACCGUACCCCGUUGAAAAAGUGAAGCACUUCCCAGUAAAGGUUCCAGUCAAAGUACCACAUCAUAUUCCUGCCCCGUAUCCAGUGGAGAAAAAGGUCUUUUAUCCUGUUCAUGUGCCAGUCGAGCGACUAGUUCCUCACAAGGUCUAUGUACCAGCCCCUUACCCCGUUGAGAAGCAGGUCCACUAUACAGUAAAGGUGCCUGUACCCCAGCCUUACCCGGUCAUCAAACAUAUACCCGUACCAGUAAAACACGUGGAACAUGUGCCCUACAAAGUCCCUGUAGUAAAGGAGGUACCUGAAUACAAAACUGUCGAAGUUGAUCGGCCUUAUCCCGUGCAUAUUGAAAAGAAAGUCCCCUACGAUGUCCACAAGCCUGUACCAGUGAAAGUUCCCGUCCCGGUCCCGUACCACGAGGAAAAGCACGAGGAGCAUCAUGGGUGGGAGGAACACGGCCACCACGACAUCGGAGGCGGGAUCUCCGAGCACGGGCAUGGAUGGGACUGA